This is a messenger RNA of Fukomys damarensis (Damara mole-rat), 1073 nucleotides long. It is a transcript of the gene Marchf11, whose product is annotated as membrane associated ring-CH-type finger 11. The transcript has 3 exons. Gene Ontology annotation, molecular function: zinc ion binding; ubiquitin-protein transferase activity. Bases 1 to 753 code for a protein of 250 amino acids. The record is from RefSeq and is a predicted model, not a curated record. Gene Ontology annotation, biological process: protein ubiquitination. NCBI's taxonomy places the organism in Eukaryota, Metazoa, Chordata, Mammalia, Rodentia, Bathyergidae.
AUGGUUUUGAAAGAAGAGAAAGCAGGCAUUGCAUUUCCAAAGAGAGGCACAGAUAUUCACAUUGGGAUGCUUUCCUUGCAGGGUGAGCUGUUAAACCCCUGCCGGUGUGACGGGUCGGUUCGGUACACACAUCAGCUGUGCUUGCUAAAGUGGAUCAGCGAGCGAGGCUCCUGGACCUGUGAGCUCUGCUGCUAUAGAUACCACGUCAUAGCCAUUAAAAUGAAGCAGCCCUGCCAGUGGCAAAGCAUUUCUAUAACACUGGUUGAGAAAGUGCAGAUGAUUGCUGUAAUCCUAGGAUCCCUGUUCUUAAUAGCCAGUGUGACUUGGCUUCUCUGGUCAGCCUUCAGCCCCUAUGCAGUGUGGCAGAGGAAGGACAUCCUUUUUCAAAUCUGCUAUGGAAUGUAUGGUUUUAUGGACCUAGUGUGCAUAGGCCUCAUUGUCCAUGAAGGAGCUGCAGUUUACAGAGUGUUUAAGCGCUGGAGAGCCGUUAACUUGCACUGGGAUGUAUUAAAUUACGACAAAGCCACAGACAUCGAAGAGAGCAGCCGGGGAGAGUCUUCCACAAGUAGGACUUUAUGGUUGCCCUUGACGGCUCUGCGGAACAGAAACUUGGUCCACCCAACGCAGCUGACCUCCCCGAGGUUUCAGUGCGGCUACGUGCUACUCCACCUGUUCAAUCGGAUAAGGCCCCACGAAGAUUUGUCAGAAGAUAACAGCUCGGGGGAGGUCGUGAUGAGAGUGACUUCCGUGUGACGGACGAGCACAGCGACACCGUGUGCACCACCCCGCACAUUUUGGAAUGUAAUUGCAAUGAAUGGUGAAACCAUAGCACUUCUACAAAACAUACAUCUAUGAACUUUUUAAAAUUUAUGCUUUUUAUAUGAACAUUUGAAUUGCAAAUACAUUUUUCUGAAAAAAGAGUCCUCUUGUUCUUUGUUGUUCUGAUUUGUCACAUCUUUUAUAAGUUCGUACUUGAAAUCAUUACCCAUAUAAGUUGACUCUACCUGGUGGAGACCAUGAUGACAGUUAUCUUUAAGGCCAAAACUAUUUUUUCUUGCUUAUUUUAAAUAUAU